GUGGUGGUUUUUCCUGAUGAACUACGCCACGUCAUCCUGCGCCUCGUCACUGCAUAAACAGUAAAGAUGGCUGCCUCCGUACGGGAGAAACAGACAGCUGCCUUAAAGCGGAUGCUAAACCUAAACGCCCCUCUCCUGAAAAACACUGCCUCCGAACCAGUAUGGAAGGUUUUGGUCUACGACCGCUUUGGGCAAGACAUCAUCUCUCCGUUGCUGUCUGUGAAAGAGCUGAGAGACAUGGGAGUAACCCUACACCUGCUGCUGCACUCAGAUCGUGACCCAAUCCCAGAUGUUCCUGCCGUCUACUUCGUCAUGCCCACAGAGGAGAACAUUGACAGGAUAUGCCAAGACCUACGGAAUCAGCUCUAUGAGGCCUACUACCUGAACUUCAUCUCGGCCAUCUCCCGGAGUAAGCUGGAGGACAUAGCCAGUGCUGCCCUGUCCGCAAACGCCGUCACCCAGAUAACCAAGGUAUUUGAUCAGUAUUUAAACUUCAUCACCCUGGAAGAUGACAUGUUUAUCCUGUGCAAUCAGAACAAGGAGUCCAUCUCCUAUCAUGCAAUUAACAAGCCUGACAUAAUGGACACAGACAUGGAGAUCAUAAUGGACACAAUAGUGGACAGUCUCUUCUGCUUUUUUGUGACACUAGGUGCGGUGCCUAUCAUCCGAUGCCCACGAGGAAAUGCAGCUGAAAUGGUAGCUGUGAAACUGGAUAAGAAGCUGCGGGAGAAUCUGCGAGAUGCCAGAAACAGCCUGUUCACCGGAGACAACAUGGGCUCCGGCCAGUUCAGUUUCCAGAGGCCCUUGUUCGUCCUGGUGGACCGUAACCUGGAUCUGGCCACCCCACUCCAUCACACAUGGACCUACCAAGCCCUCAUCCACGACGUCCUGGACUUCCACCUGAACAGAGUGAACAUUGAAGAGGCGUCGAGCACAGAGGCAUCCCCCGCCGGGGCCCGACCCAAAAAGAAGAACAAGAGGUGUUACGACCUCACGUCCGCAGACAAGUUCUGGCAGAAACACAAGGGCAGUCCAUUCCCGGAGGUUGCGGAGUCGGUACAGGAGGAGCUGGACACGUACCGGGCCCAGGAGGAUGAGGUCAAGAGGCUCAAGAGCAUCAUGGGGCUGGAAGGAGAGGACGAGGGGGCCAUCAGCAUGCUCUCGGACAACACGGCCAAACUCACCUCCGCCGUCAGUUCUCUCCCAGAGCUCCUGGAGAAGAAGAGGUUAAUCGACCUGCACACCAACGUUGCCACAGCAGUACUUGACCACAUCAAGUCGCGUAAACUGGACGUUUACUUUGAGUACGAGGAGAAGCUGAUGAGCAAAUCGACAUUGGACAAGUCCCUGUUGGACAUCAUCAGUGACCCUGAUGCGGGAACGCCAGAGGAUAAAAUGAGGCUCUUCCUGAUCUUCUACAUCACCGCACAGAUGCCCCCAUCAGAGGCGGACGUGGAGCAGUACAAGAAGGCCCUGCUGGACGCUGGCUGUGACCUCUCGCCUCUCAACUAUAUCAAGCAGUGGAAAGCUUUCACCAAGAUGGCUGCCGCUCCAGCUAACUAUGGGAACAGUGGAGUGAAGCCCAUGGGUCUCUUCUCUCGUGUGAUGAACACAGGCUCCCAGUUUGUCAUGGAGGGAGUGAAGAACCUGGUGCUGAAGCAGCAUAAUCUUCCGGUCACUCGAAUCCUGGACAACCUCAUGGAAAUUAAGUCUAACCCGGAGACAGACGACUACCGAUACUUCGACCCCAAGAUGCUGAGGGGCAGCGAGAGUUCCAUUCCAAGAAACAAGAACCCAUUUCAGGAGGCUAUUGUCUUUGUGGUUGGCGGUGGCAAUUACAUUGAGUAUCAAAAUCUUGUUGACUACACAAAGGCCAGACAGGGCAAGCGAAUCUUCUAUGGCUGCAGUGAGCUCUUCAACGCCGGGCAAUUCCUCAAACAGCUCUCCCAGCUCGGACAGAAAUGAUAGAAAACUGUGAUCAGAAGACCCUCCUCUCUCCAGCUCCUUGUCCUCUCUACAUCCAGUCCAAUCAGGAUCUCUCUCUCUCUGCCUCGGUGAUCAGCUCUUCAGAUCUCUUGGUCAUAUUCCAUGUAUUUUAUAAUGUUUACCAUACUGUAAUAAUGUUUGUCUUACUCAGAUGCUAAACUCUCACAACAAAUAAAGAUUAACACUUAAAUGCAAAGAUGAA
Alosa alosa (allis shad) is the source of this 2188-nucleotide messenger RNA. It is a transcript of the gene scfd1, whose product is annotated as sec1 family domain containing 1. Gene Ontology annotation, molecular function: syntaxin binding. Gene Ontology annotation, cellular component: Golgi membrane; cytosol. Gene Ontology annotation, biological process: endoplasmic reticulum to Golgi vesicle-mediated transport; intracellular protein transport. The coding region runs from base 67 to 1965 and encodes 632 amino acids. Lineage: Eukaryota; Metazoa; Chordata; Actinopteri; Clupeiformes; Clupeidae. The transcript is spliced from 25 exons. The record is from RefSeq and is a predicted model, not a curated record.